Molecule: messenger RNA, 3306 nt
Organism: Hibiscus syriacus
Lineage: Eukaryota; Viridiplantae; Streptophyta; Magnoliopsida; Malvales; Malvaceae
Product: epidermal growth factor receptor substrate 15-like
Exons: 13
Biological process (GO): endocytosis; endosomal transport
Cellular component (GO): nucleus; plasma membrane; cytoplasm
Molecular function (GO): calcium ion binding; protein binding
Source: RefSeq, a predicted model, not a curated record
UCUCCUCGAUCAAAGCACCAAAGCACCAAAUCCCAUUUUAUAUCCACUGUCUCUUUGAUUCUGUACACUUUUUUGGGUUCGAAUUGUAUUUCAUAUUUUUUUAGAUUCAACUGUUUCGAUUCUUUUGGAACCCGUGUUUGUUUUCUCGUCUACUGUGAGUUUGUGAUCUGGUUCUGGAUUUUAUUUUCCAAGUAGAGUUUACACAGUUACUUCCGAAUCUGCUUCCAUUAAUUGUUUUGGGGCGUUUAGAUGGCGGUGCAAAAUCAUGAUCAAUUCGAAGCUUACUUCAGGAAAGCAGAUUUAGAUGGAGAUGGCAGAAUUAGUGGAGCUGAGGCUGUUGCUUUCUUUCAAGGAUCCGGUUUGUCCAAACAAGUCCUCGCGCAGAUAUGGACAUAUGCUGAUCAAAGCCAUAGUGGUUCCCUAAGUAAGCCAGAGUUUUUUAAUGCUCUCAAGCUUGUGACUGUAGCACAAAGGCGUGAAUUAUCACCAGACAUUGUCAAGGCAGCAUUAUAUGGUCCUGCUGCAGCAAAAAUUCCAGCACCGCAAAUUAAUUUUCCUUCCACAUCUGCACCACAAAUGGGUGCAGCUAUGCCAGCAUCCUCUCCAAGUCCUGGGUUCAGAGGACCAGGAGCUCCAAAUGCUGGUAUGAGCCAGCAACAUUUCCCUUCUCAACAAAACCCAUCAGUUAGACCCUCAAAAACCAUGCCUGCUGCUACUGCUCUGCAUCCCCAAGGUAUUGCAACUCCAGAAUUUCCUAGGGGAGGUAGUAGUAGUACUGUUGGUCAACCUCAAGCUAUGCCUGUUGGUUCUACUGCCCUUUCACAUCAAUCUAUGCCUACUGUUUCUACUGGUCCCGGUUUCACAAAUCAAAACAUGUCAAGCAACUGGCUUUCUGGAAGGACUGGCGGAGCUUCAACUGGGACACGAGGGGUCACUCCAUCAUCAGCUUCUAAGCUUCAAACAGCAGUUUCAAUGCCUUCCCAGCCUACUGCUAAUGAUUCUAAAGCAUUGGUUAUUUCUGGAAAUGGGCCUGCUUCUAACUCCACAUUUGGAGGUGAUGCGUUUUUUGCAUCCUCAUUUGCACUGAAACAAGAAUUAUCUACACAAACCUUUUCUCCUCACAGUGCACCCUCGCUGGGGAUUAGACCAGUUUCAAGUGGGCCCCAACCCAUAGUUAAGUCCAACUCUCUUGACUCAUUGCAAAGUGCAUUGUCUAUGCCUUCUGCUGGUAGUCAAAGUCAAAGGCCUUACUCUUCUUUAAUCCCAGGUCAACAAGUGUAUUCCCAAGGUCCGUCCUCUAUUACACCAUCUGGGAUCUCUGUCGGAGCUGUGAAUGCUGCUUCAAGCAGUUUCCAGCCUCCAUGGCCAAAAAUGAAACCAUCUGAUGUUCAGAAAUAUGCAAAAGUGUUCAUGGAAGUGGACACCGACAGAGAUGGGAAGAUAACCGGUGAGCAGGCGAGGAAUCUAUUUUUGAGUUGGAGGCUACCUAGAGAGGUUUUGAAGCAGGUUUGGGACUUAUCUGAUCAGGAUAGUGAUAGUAUGCUUUCUUUGAGAGAGUUCUGCUUUGCUCUUUAUUUGAUGGAGCGGUAUAGGGAAGGCAGUCCUCUUCCAUCUUCACUCCCAAGAAAUGUCAUGUUUGAUGAGACACUCUUGUCCAUGACAGGCCAACCCAAUGUUUCAUAUGGGAAUCAAGCUUGGGGCCCUAAUCCUGCUGGUUUUGGACAGCAUCCAGGGAUAGGUGCUCAGCCAGGGAUAGGUGGCCAUUCUGUGACUCACCCGGCUGGUUUAAAACCUCCAAUUCGCCCCAAUGCUUCUGCUGAUACUGCUACCAUGUCCAAUCAACAAAAGCCAGGAACACCAGUGUUGGAUGACUCCUUUGGAACUCAAGUUGAUAACAAUGAACAGAAUUCAGAGAAUGGUGUAGCCGAAGAUGUAAUGGCUGAUGGAAACAAGGUUGAUCGAACUGAAAAAGUGAUUUUGGAUUCCAGAGAGAAGCUUGAGUUCUACCGUGACAAAAUGCAGGAACUUGUCCUGUAUAAAAGCAGAUGCGAUAAUAGACUAAAUGAAAUCACGGAAAGGGCAAUUGCAGAUAAGCGUGAGGCUGAAAUGUUGGCAAAGAAAUAUGAAGAGAAAUACAAACAAGUGGCAGAAAUAGCUUCCAAAUUAACAAUUAAAGAGGCAAAAUUUCGUGAGAUUCAGGAGAGGAAGACAGAGUUGCAUCAUGCUAUCGUUAACAUGGAACAAGGGGGCAGUGCAGAUGGUAUUCUUCAGGUCCGCGCGGACCGAAUACAAUCGGAUCUUGAGGAGCUAGUGAAAGCCCUGACUGAAUGAUGCAAGAAUCAUGGAUGUGAUGUGAAGUCAUAUGCAGUAAUUGAGCUUCCCAUAGGUUGGCAACCUGGAGUUCCAGAGGGAGCCGCACUCUGGGACGAAGAGUGGGACAAGUUUGAAGAUGAAGGGUUUGGCAAUGAGCUCACUGUCGAUGUGAAAAAUGUGUCCGAGUCUCAGAGAGGAAAAGCAUCUCCAGAUGGUAGCUUGACCCCUGAUUCCUCCUAUGUGGAUGGACAAACAGGAAAUCUCUUCGGUGCUGAACGUGCUGUUGAGAGCGAGUCUGCAUACACACACAGUGAAGAUGAAUCUGCCAGAAGUCCUCAUGGUAGUCCUGUGGAAAGAAACUCUCUAGAAAGCCCAUCUCGACUAUUUUCUGAUGACCAUUUUGGAAAGAGUACUGAAGCAGGUUCAGAAAGAAACCGUUUUGAUGAAUCAGGAUGGGGUACCUUCGAUAAUGAUGAUACGGACUCUGUGUGGGGAUUUAAUGCUGUUAAUACCAAGGACUCGGACAAGCACAGAGACUUUUUCGGAUCAAGUGAUUUUGGUGUCCACACAAGAACAGAAUCCCCGCGUGCAGAUAGCUUUUAUGAUAAGAAGAGUCCAUUUACAUUUGAAGACUCGGUUCCCAGCACUCCGGCCUCCAAGUUUGGGAACUCUUCAUCAAUGGAUUUUGACAGUUUCUCAAGGUUUGAUUCCUUCAGCAUGCAUGACGGUGGUUUUUCAACACAACCCGAUAGGCUCACAAGGUUCGACUCCAUAAACAGUAGCAAAGACUUUGGCAGUGGGUUCUCACGGCAACCUGAGACGCUCACUAGGUUCGAUUCCAUGAAUAGCAGCAAAGACUUUGGCCAUGGAUACUCAUUUGAUGACUCCGAUCUGUUCGGCUCCAGUCGGCCAUUUAAAGUCUCGUCGGACCAACAUAGUCCGAAGAAAGAUUGCGAUGAUUGGCGUGCUUUCUAGCUGGUAAUCCAAAAGAGA